Penicillium subrubescens is the source of this 2532-nucleotide messenger RNA. Its product is annotated as GH92 family glycosyl hydrolase. The transcript is spliced from 3 exons. Bases 1 to 2532 code for a protein of 843 amino acids. NCBI's taxonomy places the organism in Eukaryota, Fungi, Ascomycota, Eurotiomycetes, Eurotiales, Aspergillaceae. Gene Ontology annotation, cellular component: cytosol; nucleus. The record is from RefSeq and is a predicted model, not a curated record. Gene Ontology annotation, biological process: protein deglycosylation; carbohydrate metabolic process; glycoprotein catabolic process. Gene Ontology annotation, molecular function: peptide-N4-(N-acetyl-beta-glucosaminyl)asparagine amidase activity; carbohydrate binding.
AUGAUCAUUAUUUUGCCGAUUCUGCUCACUCUGACGGGGAGUGUUGCCGCCCACCCAACAAGCCAGACCAGAAGCGAGUGCAAGCGUGAUACACCCAACUACCAUGGUGAUGCAGGUGUUCUCAAAUAUGUCAAUCCACGGAUUGGCACGUAUGGCACCACACCGAAUGGCAAUGGGGGAAUGAUUCCAUCGGUCGCGCCGCCGUUUAGCAUGACGCGUUGGACACCACAGACGCGGGAGAAUUUCAUCUCUCAGGUUCCUUAUGGAGACAGCGACCGCCGGAUACAUGGAUUCCAAGCUACACACCAGCCGGCCAUUUGGAUGGGCGAGGCCGGGCAGGUGGUGCUGACCCCUGGGUUGGGCGAAGUGCAACCGCUCUUCCAAAAUCGAGGACUAUCAUUUCGCAAGCAAGACGAAUACAGCACGGCUUACGUGUACGAGGUCCUGCUCGACGCGACACAGCUCAUGGAUCAGGAUUGGAAUGCCACCGCCGAGGCCGUUGGGGAUGGUCCGGUUCCGGGAGGAGCUGGCACGGUACCAGGGACCGUGGAAGAAGGUGCCAAUGGAAGAACGCGCAAGCGUGACAUACAACCAGAGCCGCUAAGCAGCAAUGUCUCCAAUGAAGUUGCCUACCAACGCUCGAUCCAGGUUGCUCUCUCUGCAGACUCCCACGUCGGACACCUCCGGUUCGACUUCGAGCAGGCCGACAAAGUUUCUGAUAGCAAAAAUUUUCAACCUUGGGUGUUCGUCGAAGUCUCUCGACGAAACUGGACGGGUGACGUUCAUAUCGAUUCUGGGCGCAGGGAGGUAUACGGAUACAAUACCGAGCGACAGGACUACCUCCUUGGCCCUGAUCAUGCGCCUUCCUUCAAGGGAUAUUUUGUUUCUCGGUUCUCGGAGCCCUUCGUGGAAAUUGGCGUGACCAACGGCAACGAGAUUAUCACGCAUGCGCACCAACGACAUGGUAACUUCACAGGGGCCUACGUUAAAUUCCAGAGAGACGUAUCCCGCGUCGAGGUACGGACUGGAGUGUCAUAUGUCAGUGUUGACCAAGCACGCAAGAACUUGGACAUCCAGGUACCUGAUAAAGCAUCCUUUGAAAGCACCGUUGGAAACGUGAAGCAGGAGUGGCUCGAGAAACUUGGCCGCGUCACGAUCGAGGGAGUCAACGAUACCGAUCCGGGCAAUGAUCCUCGCACCAUCUGGUACUCGGGUCUUUUCCACGCAAUGCAGUAUCCAAGUGACUUUUCGGAGCCGACCUCUGGAAGGAAGAAUGGGACGCGUGUUUUCUAUUCGGGAUACACGGAUCAGGUACACGAGGGAAGUGACUCCUAUUACCAGUCGUGGUCUAUCUGGGAUACGUACCGGGCAGAGCAUUCCCUUCUCACCCUUUUUGCCCCAGAGCGAGUGAACGGUAUGAUGCGUACACUGCUUCGCAUCUUCGACUGGUCUGGGUGGUUGCCGAUGUGGGCGAAUCUUGUUGAAACAAACAUCAUGAUCGCCACGAAUGCAGACGUUGUGCUCGCUAAUGCACUGCAACGUGGGUUCCGAGGCUUUGACAUCGCAAAGGCAUGGGCUGCCGUCCAAAAGGACGCAUAUACCCCUCCGGAUCACGAUAUAGAGCUUCUCUACUAUGACCGAGAACCAGGCACUUCUUACGAAGCUCGAGCUGGACUCACUGCUUAUAUGAAUCAAGGGUGGGUGUCCAAUGAUGGCUGGGCCGAGUCUGCGAGCCGCACGCUGGACUAUGCAUUCAAUGAUUAUGCCUGCUCCAUCGUUGGUAGUUACGCUGGAGCUGAUCAAAAAGUUCUCACCGCACUUCGGGACCGCAGUCGAAACUACGCCAACCUCUGGAAUAACGACACCCAAUUCAUGCAAGCUCGCAACGGGAAUGGGACAUGGGCCAAUAUAACCUGGGGUUGGACUGAGGGCGAUGACUGGGUGUAUACAUUUGAUGUGAUGCACGACGUCGAAGGACUUGCCAAGCUCUUUGGCAGUCGGGAGUCUAUGCGCAACAAGUUGGAUGCACACUUCCAAGGAGGGCACAAUGAUCAAACCAAUGAGCCGAGCCAUCACGUCCCUUAUCUUUACUCAGUCCUUGGCUACCCAUCGCAAGCCGCAGAGGAGAUUCGAAACAUCGCCUGGACAUACUACAAUGCCACUAGUGGUGGACUUAGCGGUAAUGAAGAUCUUGGUCAAAUGAGCGCCUGGUACAUCUUCUCGGCCCUGGGAUUUUAUCCCGUCAACCCGGCCAGCGAUGAGUACGUCAUUGGCACACCUUUCUUCGAGAAAAUAUCCAUCCGCCUGCCAUCAGAAGCGUCCACGGGAGGUGUCAUGGCCGAGCAGAAAGAUAAGGUUCUCGUCAUUAGUGCACCCGGCGCACCCACCAAGCCGUAUAUCAAAGGCUUGAAAGUCGAUGGAAUGGAAGUUUCCAUGCCGAUCCUGCGGCAUAGUCAAAUUGUUCAUGCAACCUCAAUCGAGUUUGAGAUGAGCGACGUCCCUACAUCAUGGGGCACCACGCCCUCGUGGUAA